CGGUAGUUUUCCUUUUGGGAUUUCAACAGAAUAUCAUGAUAUCUGUUUAGUGAGACCUAGUCUUGUUAUCUGCCCAAUAUUUAAUUUAAUGACGUUCGCCCGUUGUUAAAGAAAACACUCCACGCCGAUUGUGACGUCAUAUAAUUCGAUCUUUCUCUUUUUAUUUACGGGGUCUUAUAAAUCAAUUUUUCUUUCUUUUAAUUAGCGGUUUUAUUCUAUUCUGUUUUAGUUCUGUUUGUUUAAAAUAUUAAUUAAAAUGUUUAAAAGUUGGGACCGUCUAUUAAGCAUAUCGCCUAUUUAGUUUUCUUGAGCGGUUUCUCUGGUUAUUAAUAAUGGAGAAACAAGGCCGUUCGUUUGAAGAGGAGUUCCAGGCGGUGGUUCUCAGUAUAAACAGGCUGGUGAAGAUCAUGCAUUAUGUAACCAGUUUUCCUGAGACAACUGUUUUCCGUGAGGCGCAACAGGAUUUGGAUGCUGAAAUCAUAUUAGCGGAUAUAUCACAAGAGCUUGAUCUGCUGAAUGUUACACUUUUGAACUGUCAGAAAGAAAUGUUCAUUCCAUACCUGAAGGAUAGACAAAACAAACUGGACGAUAUCUUGGAAUUCUUUCAAAAGGAAGGAAAAGCCAGCACGUUGAAGCAAACCACCAGACGAAAGCCACUGACGACACAAAUAAAGAAAUCAUUGCUGGCACCAACAUGGGAAGAAACGCUUAGGAGGCCAUCUCUACCGCCAAUGAAGCCGAAGAUGAAAGUGAAGAAGACCGCAGAACAGAAGCUUACAUCAUCAUCACCCAACGAAUCAAGAACAUCUUGUAUCAUAAUCAAAGAUGAUAAGGAGCUGAAGACCAGGAUGAAGCAGCUACGUCACAUGGCAAGGAAGAUUAAUAAACUCAAGACAGAGACUGACAAUGUCAGGAAACUGAUUGACUUGGUCAAUAUUCUCCAGGCCAUGAACCAAUCAGUGCCCUUUGCGUCGACCUUGGACAGGAUAUUCAACAGUCCUGAAGACAGUGAUGAGCCAGAUGAUGUUAUACAUACCACCCAGAGUGAACCAAUUGGUAUUGGAUCCAUUUACAUUGCUGUGUCAGAUGGUACUUUAACAUCCUCAGAUAUUCGGUCAGAUGGUAUCAGACCUACCAAUCAGAGCGAGUCUGAUUCCUACAGGAUCACCAACGAAGAUGUCUCGGAUGAUAUCAGAAUUACAUAUCCACACCAUACCGAGUCAGACAGUAUUAAACGUACCACCCAGAGUGAGCCAAUUGGUAUUGGACCCAUUUAUCAUGGGGAGUCAGGUGGUAUUUUAAAAUCCUCACACAAUCAGUCAGAUGCUAUCAGACCUACCAACCAGAGCGAGUCUGAUUCCUAUAGAAUCACCCUCAAUGAUGUCUCAGAUGAUAUCAGAACUACAUAUACACAUCGUACUGAGUCAGACAGUAUUAAACCCACCAUCCAGAGUGAGUCAUAUAUUAUCAAAACCAUCAAUCAGGGUGAAUCAUAUGAUAGACUCAUCAACCAUAUUGAGUCAGAUGGUAUUUUACCACCCACAGAUAUUCAGUCAGAUGGUAUUAGACCCACUCAGAAUACUGAGGUAAAUCGUGCUGGAUCCAUUCACAAUGUUGAGUCAAGUUGUAUUUUACCAUCCUCAUAUAUUAACAUAGAUGGUAUUAGACACACCCAAAAUAUUGAGCCAACUGGUACAGGACCCAUUCAUCAUGUCGAGUCAGGUGGUAUUUUACCAGUCUCAGACAUUCAGUCAGAUGGUAUUAGAUCCACCCAGAAGUUAAUUGGUAGUAGACCCAUUCAUCAUGUUGAGUCAGGUCGUAUUUUACCAGACUCAGAUAUUCAGUCAGAUGAUAUUAAACCCACCCAGAAGUUAAUUGGUACUAGACCCAUUCAUCAUAUUGAAUCAGGCGAUAUUUUACCAGUCUCAGAUAUUCAGUCAGAUGAUAUUAAACCCACCCAGAGGUUAAUUGGUACUGGACCCAUUCACCAUGUUGAAUCAGAUGGUAUUUUACCAGUCUCAGAUAUUCAGUCAGAUGAUAUUAGACCCACCCAGAAUAUUGAGACAGAUGGUACUGGACCCAUUCACCAUGUUGAGUCAGGUGGUAUUUUACCAGUCUCAGAUAUUCAGUCAGAUGGUAUUAGACCCACCCAGAAGUUAACUGAUACUGGAUCCAUUCUCCAUACCGAGUCAGGUGGUAUUUUACCAGUCUCAGAUAUUCAGUCAGAUGGUAUUAGAAUCACCCAGAGGUUAAUUGGUACUGGCCCCAUUCACCAUGCUGAGUCAGGUGGUAUUUUAUCAGUCUCAGAUAUUCAGUCAGAUGGUAUUAGAAUCACCCAGAAUACUGAUUCAAAUGGUACUGGACUUAUACACCAUGUUGAGUCAGGUGAUAUUUUAUUAGCCUCAGAUAUUCAGUCAGAUGAUAUUAGAUCCACCCAGAAUACUGAUUCAAAUGGUACUGGACUUAUACACCAUGUAGAGUCAGGUGGUAUUUUAUCAGCCUCAGAUAUUCAGUCAGAUGAUAUUAGAUCCACCCAGAAUACUGAUUCAAAUGGUACUGGACUUAUUCACCAUGUUGAAUCAGGUGGUAUUUUACCAUUUUCAGAUAUUCAGCCAGAUGAUAUUAGAAUCACCCAGAAUUUAAUUAGUACUAGAUCCAUUCACCAUGUUAGGUUUGGUGGUAUUUUACCAGUCUUAGAUAUUCAGUCAGAUAAUAUUAGACCCACCCGGAAGUUAAUUGGUACUGGACCCAUUCAUCAUGCCGAGUCGGGUAGUAUUUUAUCAGCCUCAGAUAUUCAGUCAGAUGGUAUUAGAAUCACCCAGAAUACUGAUUCAAAUGGUACUGGACUUAUACACCAUGCUGAGUCAGGUGGUAUUUUAUCAGCCUCAGAUAUUCAGUCGGAUGAUAUUAGAUCCACCCAGAAUACUGAUUCAAAUGGUACUGGACUUAUACACCAUGUUGAGUCAGGUGAUAUUUUAUCAGCCUCAGAUAUUCAGUCAGAUGAUAUUAGAUCCACCCAGAAUACUGAUUCAAAUGGUACUGGACUUAUACACCAUGUUGAGUCAGGUGGUAUUUUAUCAGCCUCAGAUAUUCAGUCAGAUGAUAUUAGAUCCACCCAGAAUACUGAUUCAAAUGGUACUGGACCCAUUCACCAUGUUCAGUCAGAUGGUAUUAGGCACACCCAGAAGCCAGAUGGUACUGGACUCAUUCACCAUGUCGAGUCAGGUGGUAUUUUAUUACCCUCUGAUAUUCAGUCAGAUAAUAUUAAACACACCCAGAAGCCAGAUGGUACUGGACUCAUUCACCAUGAGUCAGGUGGUAUUUUACAAUCCUCAGAUACUCAGUCAGAUGAUAUUAAACCCACCAAGUUAAUUGGUACUGGACCCAUUCACCAUGUCGAGUCAGGUGGUAUUUGUUCAGCGUCAGGUAUUCAGUCAGACAGUAUUAGACCCACCCAGCAUUGCAAAUCAAAUGGUACUAAAAGCAUUCACCAUGAUGAGUCAGGUGGUGUUUUAUUAUCCUCAGAUAUUCAGUCAGAUGAUAGAGCCACCCAGAGGUCAACUGGUAAUGGACCCAUUCACCAUGUUGUGUCAGGUGGUAUUUUACCAACCUCGGAUAUUCAGUCCAUUGGUAUUAGAACCAUCCAAAAUACUGGUACUGGAACCAUUCACCAUGCAGAGUCAGGUGGUAUUUUACUAUCCUCAGAUAUUCAGUCAGAUAUUAGACCCACCCAGAAGUCAACUGGUACUAGACCCAUUCACCAUGUUGAGUCAGGUGGUAUUUUAUUACCCUCAGAUAUUCAGUCAGAUGAUAUUAGAGCCACCCUGAAGUUAACUGGUACUGGACCCAUUCACCAUGUUGAGUCAGGUGGUAUUUUACCAGCCUCAAAUAUUCAGUCAGAUAGUAUUAGAUCCACCCAGAAUACUGAUUCAAAUGGCACUGGACUUACUCACCAUGUUGAAUCAGGUGGUAUCUUACUAUCCUCAGAUAUUCAGUCAGAUGAUAUUAGAUCCACCCAGAAUAUUGAGUCAACUAAUACUGGACUCAUUCACCAUGUUGAGUCUGGUGGUAUUUUACUAUCUUCAGAUAUUCAGUCAGAUGGUGUUAGACACAUCCAGCAUAUGGAGUCAAAUGAUACAGGACUUGUUCACCAUGUUAAGUCAGGUGGUAUUUUACCAGCCUCAUAUAUUCUGCCAGAUAGCAUUAGACACACCCAGAAUACUGAUUCAAAUGGUACUGGACUUCUACACCAUGUUGAGUCAGGUGGUAUUUUAUCAGCCUCAAAUAUUCAGUCAGAUGAUAUUAGAUCCACCCAGAAUACUGAUUCAAAUGGUACUGGACUUAUACACCAUGUUGAGUCAGGUGGUAUUUUAUCAGCCUCAGAUAUUCAGUCAGAUAUUAGAUCCACCCAGAUUACUGAUUCAAAUGGUACUGGACGUAUACACCAUGUUGAGUCAGGUGGUAUUUUAUCAGCCUCAGAUAUUCAGUCAGAUGAUAUUAGAUCCACCCAGAUUACUGAUUCAAAUGGUACUGGACUUAUACACCAUGUUGAAUCAGGUGGUAUUUUACUAUCUUCAGAUAUUCUGUCAGGUGGUGUUAGACCCAUCCAGCAUUGUGAGUCAAAUGGUACUGGACUUGUUCACCAUGUUAAUAUUCUGCCAGAUAGUAUUAGAUCCACCCAGAAUACUGAUUCAAAUGGUACUGGACUUAUUCACCAUGUUGAGUCAGGUGGUAUUUUAUCAGCCUCAGAUAUUCAGUCAGAUGGUAUUAGAUCCACCCAGAAUACUGAUUCAAAUGCUACUGGACUUAUUCACCAUGUUGAGUCAGGUGGUAUUUCAUCAGCCUCAAAUAUUCAGUCAGAUUGUAUUAGAUCCACACAGAAAACUGAUUCAAAUGGUACUGGACUUACUCACCAUGUUGAAUCAGGUGGUAUCUUACUAUACUCAGAUAUUCAGUCAGAUGGUGUUAGACCCACCCAGUAUUGUGAGUCAAAUGGUACUGGACCGAUUCACAAUGUCGAGUUGGGUGGUAUUUUACUAUCCUCAGAUAUUCAGUCCGAUGGUGUUGGACUCACCCAGCAUAUGGAGUCAAAUGGUACAGGACUUGUUUACCAUGUUAAGCCAGGUGGUAUUUUACCAGCCUCAUAUAUUGUACCAGAUAGUAAUACACACACACAGAAUAUUGAGUCAAAUGAAACUGGACCCAUACACCACGUUGAGUCAGGUGAUAUUUCAUCAGCCUCAGAUAUUCAGUCAGAUGGUAUUAGACCUACCAUCCAGAGUGAGUUAUAUAUUACCAAAACCAUCAACCAGGGUGACCUGGAUGACAGACUCGCCAACCAUAUUGAGUCUGAUAGUAUUAUACCAAACCACCAUGUAGAGUCAGAUGCUAUUUUACCACCCACAGAUAUUCAUUUAGAUGGUUUUAGACCCAACCAGAAUAUUGAGUUAAAUGGUACUGGACACAUCCACCAUGUUGAGUCAGGUGGUAUUUUACCAUCCUCAUAUAUUCUGUCACAUAGUAUUAGACACACCCAUAAUAUUGAGCUAAAUGGUACUCGUCCUAUGCACCAUGUUCAGUCAGAUGGUAUUAUACCUGUCCAGAAUAAUGAGUCAAAUGAUAUUGGAUACACCCACCAUGAAUCAGGUGGUAUUUUACCAUCCUCAGAUAUACAGUCAGAUGGUAUUAGAUCCACCUACCAUACUGAAUCAAAUGGUAUUGGAAUCAUUCACCAUAAUGAAUCAGGUCGUAUUUUACCAUCCUCAAAUAUUCAGUCAGAUGGUAUUCAGCCCACCUACCAUACUAUGUCAAAUGGUAUUGGAGCCAUGCAUCAUGUUGAAUCAGGUGACAUUUUAUCACCCUCAGAUAUUCAGUCAGAUGGUAUUCGGUCCACCUACCAUAUUAUGUCAAAUGGUAUUGGAGCCAUGCAUCAUGUUGAAUCAGGUGACAUUUUAACAUCCUCAGAUACUGAGUCAGAUGGUACUAGACCCUCCUAUCAUACUGAGUCAAAUGAUCUUGCACAUACCUAUCAGUGUGAGUCAGAGGGUAUAACAUCCCUCCACCAGGCUGAUCAUUCCCAUAUCAGAACUGGCCGUGAUUCUGCGUCGGAGGAAACCACAGUCCCCUAUAGUCGCAGUUCACGUACCACUACAUAUUCACAAAUAAAGAAAUACAUGAACAUUACUCAAAGACGUUUAAGGUUACAACUUUUGCGAUGGUUAAGGGGUCCUAUGUUUAAACUAUUCCUACUCAUGUUAUUAAUUUUGACAGUAGUGGUAAUAUUUAUGCAAUAUUGCUUUUAUUCAAAAAAGAGACGUUGUUUAUAUGUACACCGUUUCCUGUCAUUAUUUGUUGAAGUUUGUUCCUGUUCUGAAAUGAUCUACUAAAAAUGCUCGAGCGCUUGCCUAAGGUGAUUUGGUUAUAGGAUCGAACCUUCUCGGGUUUCCUUGUCCCAGCUAGUGCCCCAUGUCUGGUAUAUUAAAGAACCUAGUAUGUACUGUCCUGUGACAGUCUAUAGGUAUAGCUUACAUUUUAAUAUUCAGAAACAGACCACUAUUCCUCAGUUUCGUAUUGUAAAGUAUUUAAAAUACCCACAUGGUAUUAAAACUGAAAUUUGCAUUAGUAAAAGAUGUUAUAAUAUUGUAUGGUGGAAUUGAAGCAGUGUAGCAGGCACAUGUUCAAAAAAUUGUGUAUCUAUUUAUGUAUGUAUUUAUGUCCGUAUGUAUUUGUCAUUAGUUUCAGCGAUAUGUUACAUUAAUUGACUAUCAUCUUACAUUGUGUUAAUAUUGUAAGGCGAUGUUAUCAAGACACCCCAACCCUGACACCGUCACAAUGAUGUGGGGCAACAAAUUAAACUAAAUAAAAACAUUAAAGAAAGAUAUUUAAUUAUACUGAACUUCAUUGGAAACACAUAAGCCAGAUAUGUAGUUUUAAAAUGAUUUAAUACAUGAGAAAAAAUAAUACAUUUAACUGACUUUGUGUAACUGUAUGUAUUCUAAUAGGCAAUAAAUAACCCAAAAAUUCAAUAAAUUGGUUAGGGAUAUUGUAUUUUAUAGCAACCUCAUAAUGGUUAGCAAUAACAACAAUAUACAUUCUUUGUACAGGUUUUGUUAAAUAAAUAAAUAUAUAUAUAUUU
Messenger RNA from Gigantopelta aegis, 7135 nucleotides. RefSeq lists its product as uncharacterized. The record is from RefSeq and is a predicted model, not a curated record. The transcript is spliced from 4 exons. Bases 333 to 6386 code for a protein of 2017 amino acids. NCBI's taxonomy places the organism in Eukaryota, Metazoa, Mollusca, Gastropoda, Neomphalida, Peltospiridae.